CCCAGAAGCCCAAUUAACAUAGCAUACCUCGUAACCUAGCUUAAAUCUCAACUCUUUCUCAUACCAAAACCCCUCUCUCUCUCUCUCUCUCUCUCCAUCGGCCCCUUUUGGAUUUCUUCCGGUUGGUGAGCAUAGGUCGUUGGUUGUCGAACUCGGGUUCACUGCACGGCUGCUCUGCGCUUCCCUCAUUGCACGAUCAAACAACUACUUCACUCACAGAGCAUGGUGUUGUUGUUGUUGUAGAUUGGCUGCUCCAUUAUUAUCCGCUCUGUUUUUUGUGCACUUGUAAAGAUGGUGGGACUAUCCCUGGGAGAGAAACAUUUCAUACAGGGUGGUAUCGCUCAAGACCUUCGUUCUGAUGGCCGGAAAAGAUUAACUUACAGGCCUAUCUAUGUUGAAACAGGAGUCAUUCCUCAGGCAAAUGGUUCUGCCAGGGUCAGAUUAGGUGGCACAGAUGUUAUUGCCAGUGUGAAGGCUGAGCUUGGGAGGCCGAGUCAAUUGCAACCUGAUAAAGGAAAGGUUGCUAUUAAUGUUGAUUGCAGUUCAACCGCAGCCCCAGUGUUUGAGGGCAGAGGAGGUGAGGAAUUGUCAACAGAACUCUCAUUUGCUCUACAAUGUUGUCUCUUGGGUGGUAAAAGUGGCUCAGGGGCUGGAAUCAAUCCCUCAUCUUUAAUAGUGGUGGAAGGAAAAAUUUGUUGGGAUCUCUAUAUAGACGGCCUUGUUGUUAGUUCAGAUGGGAAUCUGCUAGAUGCUCUAGGUGCUGCUAUAAAGGCUGCUUUGAGCAAUACAGGCAUCCCAAGAGUCCAGGUUGCUUCAAGUGCCUCAGCUGGUGAUGAUCAACCAGAGGUCGAAAUAAGUGAUGAAGAAUUCAUGCAGUUUGACACAUCUGGAAUCCCUGUCAUAGUCACAUUAACAAAGGUGGGUAAGCACUACAUUGUGGAUGCUACUGCAGAAGAAGAAUCUCAAAUGAGCUCAGCUGUUUCAAUCUCUAUCAAUAGAAAGGGCCAUGUGUGUGGUUUGACCAAACGUGGUGGUGCAGGCUUAGAUCCAAGCAUCAUUCUUGAUAUGAUUUCGGUGGCAAGACAUGUCAGUGACCACCAGCUAAUGAACAAAUUGGAUUCUGAGAUAGCUGCAGCUGAAGCUACCGAAGAAGAAUAAUGAUUUGAUUCGACGUUGGAUAUUCGGUUAAUUGGUUUGUUCAACAGGUCAUGUUAUAACAAACUGUAGUUACUCAAUUUCUCUUUUGAUAUAAAUAUGAAUUAGAAAUAUGUUGUAUGGUAAGUUGACUCUUAUUUUUAAACCAUAGUAUGAAAAUAGAAGCAUGUAAAAAGAAGUUACUACUGUAGAAGCAGUAAAUUCUUGGUUUCUCCCUA
Molecule: messenger RNA, 1373 nt
Organism: Cannabis sativa
Lineage: Eukaryota; Viridiplantae; Streptophyta; Magnoliopsida; Rosales; Cannabaceae
Exons: 8
Coding region: 292-1158 (288 amino acids)
Biological process (GO): nuclear mRNA surveillance; U4 snRNA 3'-end processing; exonucleolytic trimming to generate mature 3'-end of 5.8S rRNA from tricistronic rRNA transcript (SSU-rRNA, 5.8S rRNA, LSU-rRNA)
Cellular component (GO): cytoplasmic exosome (RNase complex); nuclear exosome (RNase complex)
Source: RefSeq, a predicted model, not a curated record